UGUCCAAGUCAAACCUCCUCUCAAGAGAAAGCAUAGCAUAAUUAUUCACUUGGAAAAUGGCAUCCAUUCCGAUGAUCUCUGAAGCUGAUCGACUGGCGCAGCUAAAGGCCUUCGACGCAACGAAAGCCGGUGUAAAAGGGCUGGUGGAUGCGGGAGUGAAAGAAAUCCCUCCCAUAUUCUACACGCCGCCUGAUAUCAUGGACAGCAACAAAUCAAGUGACGAGAAGUUCACCUUCCCCGUCAUUGACCUCGAAGGCACGGCCACAGAUCCUGCCAAGCGGAAGGAGAUCGUGGAGAAAGUUCGAGAUGCUUCCACCACCUGGGGGUUCUUCCAAGUCCUCAACCAUGGAGUUCCACUCAGCGUUCUGGAGGAGAUGAAAGCCGGAGUGAAGAGGUUCUACGAGCAAGAUCUCGACGAGAAGACCAAGUUCUUCACACGCGACUACACUAGAAAGGUUGCUUACAACAGCAACUAUAACAUGUACACCGCAAAGGCCCUAAAUUGGAGAGACAACACCAUAAUCUACAUGGCUCCAGAUCCUCCCAAGCCCGACGAACUCCCCGCUGUUAACAGGGAAAUCCUGAUGGAGUAUUCAAAGGAAAUGCUUAAGAUGGGCUACGUGAUCUUUGAGCUGCUCUCGGAGGCUCUAGGACUUGACCCAAACUACCUGAGAAACAAGGACUGCUUGAUGGGACAUUACCUGGUCCAUCAUUAUUUCCCACCGUGUCCUCAGCCGGAUCGUACUUUGGGGACAAGCAACCACACGGACUCCGAUUUCAUGACCAUUCUCCUGCAAGACCAUGUUGGUGGCCUUCAGGUCCUCCAUCAGGAUCAGUGGGUUGACGUAACUCCACUCCCAGGAUCCCUUGUGAUCAACAUCGGAGAUUUGCUUCAGCUUAUGUCGAAUGAUAAGUUCAAGAGCGUGAAGCAUAGGGUGCUAGCGAAUCGUAGCGAUGGGCCAAGGAUAUCGGCGGCGUGCUUUUUCAGCACCGGCCUUUUGCCAAACCCAACGAAGUAUGAACCCAUUGAGGAGCUACUGUCUGAAGAGAAUCCUCCGAAAUACAGAGGGACCACAGUCCCGGAAUACCUGACGUCUGCAGCUACCAAGAAUGAAACCGAUGGGGAGUCUCCUCUUCUGCACUUCACGCUCUAAGUUUGGAGAGUUUCGGGGGAUUGAUAUGAGAAAAAGUUCAGUAUUUACAACU
Messenger RNA from Linum tenue, 1206 nucleotides. The record is from the annotation of a GenBank genome assembly. Lineage: Eukaryota; Viridiplantae; Streptophyta; Magnoliopsida; Malpighiales; Linaceae.